AUGGCGACUUCAGAAGAAGUGGAGGAUCAAGCAGUAACCUUUGAAUCUCUGGUAAGCGUUUUCCAUGCGUCUUAAAUUGCAGUGUAGCGCUUUUAGGUGCGUAAAGGUAUAAAAUUUGAUCUUUUUUCUAGGGCGUUGUUGACGUUCUUUGUGAAGCUUGUCAAAAGUUGGGCUGGAAAUCUCCGACCAAAAUUCAGAGAGAAGCGAUUCCAGUGGCUUUACAAGGUAUUAGAAAGACCUCAGUUCAAAUCAGUUAAUCUUCUAUUCUUCUACUUUUAAUUUUUUACAGAAUUCAGUACCUACUUGUCCAAACUCUUUGAAAAUUAUCGCUUUCAAUAAAUGUUAAGUGAUUAUAUAUUGUGUAUCCCGCAGGAGAUUGAUACGGUUAUCAAUUUCGAUCUAGAUUUAUUGUGGCUUCAAAAAAAUUAUAUGUCUUAUAUGGAAUGCCAAUCCAGUAAUCUCUGCAAUUUGAUAGUGAAGUUUUUUUACUUCAGUAGUUAAUCACAUGUAUGUAAGCAAUCUUUUAUCACAACAAUAUACUUCUUUAAUCAACCAACAAAGCACUAUCUAAAAAUAGAUACAACAAAUCAUGGAGAAAUACAUUUGGCCUGCGAAUGUCGCCAUCUCUCGUCCCAAGUGGCGAGGAGUGAGAAGAGACGGCCAUCUUCGCAGGCUAAUGGAGAAAUGGUGAACAUGUUUUUGUGACAAAGGUGGUGACCAAUUCUUUUCAAGGAAGUUGAAUCCUUUGAAAAAAGAAUGGUUUCUGCAGCGUGCAAAGAAAGACGUGUCCAACAGCCCGGGGCUAGUGGAUUUUGCGAUCCGGCAAGUGAAUUCUGUGCUUAACUUGCCUGACGGACAAGUGAACAUUUUUCGGAGAAUUAAAAUUACAGAAUUACUGUAAGACAAAAUGUUUUAAAUUCCUAAUAAAUUCCUGCGGACCGAAAGUCGCUCCGACAAGGUGAAAUCUGCAUAAACAAGACAAUUAUCGCAUUACAUGUCAGACGAGACAUAUUGAGAUCCCUUGCAUAAAGUAAAAGCACAUACUGAAAAAACUUUGGAGGUAAAUGUUGCCCCUGACUAAUUCUUACUGAUUUAGAGAAAGCUAUUUGUCUAAAUUUUCUUUAUAAUCAUUUGUGAGGAACGUAAACAAAAGGUUUUGAUCCUGAACUCUAGUGAGAAAUUUGUUAUGGUUUAAGUAUUGGUCACGUGCGUUUCAAUGUGGUUUAACAAAUUCUAAACACCGAUACUGUAGGUGUUUGUUGAUUAAAAUAUAUAGACCACAUCGUAUUGUUUUCACUUUUCACGAAAAGCUUUCUGAUGAAAAGGUGCCAGAAAUAAAACGAACAUUUUUGUUCUUUUGAAACCUAAAACCUUUGGUUACCUGGAACAAGGUGAACCACAAAUUUGCAUAAUUUUUGUUUGGAUGACAUUUGCUCACUGAUGCGUGACUCGGCUCUCGCACUUUCCACUUUCCCGUGAACUUGAAACUUUACUUGGAAAACCGACUUCCAAACAAACCUUCUUCAGAAAAAUGAUCUUCUGAAUACACUACUUUUGAAUGAGAAGCAAACUGAUGAAAGCUAUCAAAUUUUUAUGCCCUUUAAUAAUAUAAACAUCCCCCCUGUCAGCGGCUAAGAAAUACUCCCGCGUUAAAAUUUGUUUUGGCGGUAAAUUGCAGAAUGAAGCGCUUUCACUGGCAGCUUUCCGCGUUGUCGACGUUGUCGUUUAGUGUGUCCAUUGAGAACUUUGGUUUCACGGUUCCAACGCCGUUUUUUUUUCUUGAAAAAAGUUUUUUCUAAAUUGUAAAAUGCAUGUUAAUCAUUCACGUGUUGCGUUGGACUUAGAAAAAAUUCUACAGUGUGGCAGCGCCGAGAGAAGAAGAGUAUGUUACCAGGUCUACUUAUAGUUCACACUUUUUACGGUUAUUUAUUGCUUUUGUUAAAUAACUACAGUUGAUUGUAAUGAAUAAAUAAAGCCAGUAAUUUUUUUAACUUACAGUGUAAUUAAGACAGGAAUAGUUAAUUAACAUUUUUUCAUUUUGCUCGUGAAAAAUUUUUUUUUCAGGCUUGUAAAAAUGCCUUUCGGGCUAGUAGAUGUUAGUUACAGCUUGCCCGAAGGGCAAGCUGUAAAAUUGACUUUCUUUGCACCCUGUUUCUGUGAAGUGUCCUGAAAUAUAAUUUUUUUCAAAGACUAUGAUUUUAAGCCUUAGCCCCCAAGAGCCUUCUGUAGCUCAAUGGGAGAGAGUUUAUUAGGACGUAAUGAGCAGAAGGUCAUAUAUAAUUAUAGUGGUGCGACUCCUUUCGGGAGAAUCCAGUUUUUUUCGUUUGUUUUGUUUAUGAUUUUUUUUCCUUUUUGCUCAGGAAAGGAUAUUAUUGGUUUAGCUGAGACAGGAUCUGGAAAAACAGGUGCAUUUGCACUGCCAGUUCUUCAGACACUGCUUGAAAAUCCUCAGAGGUUAUAUGCUCUCGUUCUUACUCCGACAAGGUUUGUCUUGGCCCUAUACUAGUUUUACAUAAGGAUUAUACAUAUUUAUAAUAAUAAUAUACAUCACAUAUUUAGACUACAAGACUUUUUUUACCUUUCCUGUUUUGCAGGGAACUGGCAUUUCAAAUUUCCGAACAGUUUGAAGCAUUAGGGUCAACUAUAGGAGUAAAAUGUGGUAAAUGUUGUAGUUAGUUUUUUAUCUCAGGUAAUUUAUAUUUUUCUUUUAUUUCAACUUUACUGGCAUACAUUACCAUACCCAAAAACAAAAGAAAAACCAAAAUUACCUGAGAUAAAAAAAUAGCUUCAACGUAAAUAUUGUUAAUAAUUUUAUUGUAUACACUGGUGCUUCCUAAUAACUUAAAAUAGUUGCUAAUGUCGUGUUUCACAAAUUACAUGCAGACAUAAUUUACAUUAAAAUAAUUAAUAAUAAGAAACAAUAAUGAAAUAGCCCAUCAAGAAAUGAUGAUAUGGGUAUUUCCAUUUUUAUAGCCUUGUGUAGCAUGUAUUGGUUAGCUGUGGGCUUCAACUGUCACUAGUUUCUUGGUGUUGCAGAUGGUGUAAUCACCAAAUGUCAAACAUGUAGACAGAAAAAACACUGAACAAUGCUUACACCACUCCACAAUACCUAAUGAACAUUAGGAUAAAUUUAAUAAGAGGAAACACUAAGAAACACUCUCAAAGGUUUCCUCAUCAUCAGAGAAAUAAAACAAUAAGUCUUGCCAAGAACUAUAGUACAUUAUUUUGUGUACAUGCAGCUAACUUUGCCUAACAAUAAUAUUUUUGUGAGGUUGGUGAUACAAGGUACAUUAUUCGACAAAGACUGAUCAUGCUUACACAUAGUCCCAGACCCACUGCAGAUUUCUCUUAAUUUGUAACUUUUUUGUGACCAUGUCCACUGAUCACAUCAAUCUGUUUACAGCUGUGAUUGUUGGAGGAAUUGAUAUGAUGUCUCAAGCUCUGAUGUUGGCAAAGAAACCUCAUAUUAUUAUAGGUUCGUAAAAUGAUGUUUUUAAACAUCCUUUCCUUUUUUCCUUUUUUAAAAAUUUUCCUUUUUUGAAAAUUUCAAACCUAGGAAAAUUUCAAACCUAGGAACCAAACAGUAGUAUGUUUCCUUCGUGAAUUACUUACAAAUUUUUACAAGUUGUUUUACUCUUAUUAACUCAUUUAAUGUAAAUGUUUCAGCGUCUCCAGGAAGGCUGAUAGAUCAUUUGGAAAACACAAAAGGAUUUAACUUAAGAACAUUGAAGUACUUGGUAUGUUACUAACCUUCAAACUGGCUGUGCAUUAUUUUCAUGAUGCUAAUGGUGCAGAAUUUUUUUGAGAUCAUUAAAUUAAGUUAAUAGUUUCAAUUUUGGUUUUCUUUAGAUCAUGGAUGAAGCUGACAGAAUAUUAAAUCUUGAUUUUGAAAAAGAGGCAAGUGAAUAG
Molecule: messenger RNA, 3909 nt
Organism: Porites evermanni
Lineage: Eukaryota; Metazoa; Cnidaria; Anthozoa; Scleractinia; Poritidae
Source: the annotation of a GenBank genome assembly